UAGGUAAAACUACAUGCAAAGAAAGGCCGUUGAACAAAAAGCAACAGCACACUCUAGUGCCAACAUGAAGCACACACUAUGCAUAGCCUUUGGUAAAUGCAUGCUGACAUCUGGUGGCAGCAAGAUAUCCACGCAACUACAGACCAUGGCGCGUAGCUUGUUUUUUAAUCCUCUUGGGGCGCUUUAGGAGAAGACUUCCCACAUAACAUGCUGGACACGCGGCGCGCUGUGCGCAGUGUCCAAAUCGGAGCAUUACAUUAGAACCAGGCGUAUACGCACACCGUAUUAGCUUGAAUCGGUCUGGCAAAUGACAACAGAACUUUAAGUGGCCUUCUUCUCUAAUGUAAGAGUCUCUAACACUGCAGGUUCAGCUAUUUUUGGCCUCGCAGGGCAGGCAAUGAUUGAUGAACAAUAUGACGUGCCCGUCCAGCAGCUCAAUGAUCUACUGGUUGACGAAAAUGGAGAUUUCAUGAUGCCUUCAAAAGAAGUCAACGAAGUUUACCCAAGCAUAUAUGUCGGAAACGAAUCUGCGGCCAGAAAUGUGUCUUGUCUGCAGAGUCUAGGUGUGACCCAUGUCCUGAAUGCUGCAGAGGGGGACUCGCUCAUGCACGUCAACACCAACGCAGAGUUCUACGCAGGCACGGACAUCACGUACUACGGGAUACCUGCGUGGGACACAGAUCACUUCGAUCUCAGCGUCUUCUUUGAAGAGGGAGCCGAUUUUAUUGAGAGUGCACUAGCAUACAAACAUGGAACAGGCAAGGUAUUCGUGCACUGCCAGAAGGGUUACAGCCGCUCUGCUACACUGGUACUUGCUUUCCUCAUGCUGCGGCAGAGCAUGGACGUGAGGACCGCAGUAGCCAUGGUCCGGCAGAAACGGGAGAUCGGCCCAAACGAUGGCUUUUUACGCCAGCUUUGCCAGCUCAACGACAGACUGGAGGCAGAGGGGAAGCUCUAGGAGCAGAGACUCUAACUUUUCCUGUUCUUUUUUUAUGCCAUUUCUUCAGAUGACAAUAUCAACAUACUGUCAAAACUGAAACUACUGAUUUAUGGUGCUGACAGAAUGUUAUGUUGUGUGCGCGUGUUUGCGUGCGCGCGUGCGUGCGUGUGUGUGUGUGUCUUUCUGUCUGUCUGUCUGUCAGUCGCAGGGGUGCCACUCAUGUGAGUGAUUUGUUUACUGUAUGUGUAUUUUCAUGCAAGUAUGCUUUGAUGUUUUAUGUCCUGCCAAGUAAGGCAGACGUAAACUACCCACAGGCUAACUCUGGCACAGUGCAUUUAUUUUUAAAUUGUAUAUGGUCCCUAUUUAAUUGAAACGGAAUAUGCAAAUGUAUUUGCCUGAAGAAAAUCGUAGCAGGCCCUAUAUGCAUUGUGAUUUUUGUCAUUGUGAAGUCACUGGACCUUUGGACCUCAAGCUCUGAAAACACUUUGUCAUUUGAAGGAGUUCAUUUCAGAGUUUUAGGCCAGUUACACACAAGAGCAUUCCAUGGCAGCAGCGAGAAGACGGUGGUCUUUCAGCUGAGUAUCAGGCAGUGUGGCCAUUUCACACCGACAGCAUUGGUGUGCGCGGCCAGUCCUGUUCAAAAUCCCCCCACAGCUAAUGCUAGUUUGCUACUUUGCCAUUAACUUCAAUGGGACACCGCCGGCCACCACUUAAAA
Molecule: messenger RNA, 1656 nt
Organism: Engraulis encrasicolus (European anchovy)
Lineage: Eukaryota; Metazoa; Chordata; Actinopteri; Clupeiformes; Engraulidae
Gene: dusp3b
Product: dual specificity phosphatase 3b
Exons: 3
Coding region: 398-958 (186 amino acids)
Biological process (GO): protein dephosphorylation; negative regulation of MAPK cascade
Cellular component (GO): cytoplasm
Molecular function (GO): protein tyrosine/serine/threonine phosphatase activity; MAP kinase phosphatase activity
Source: RefSeq, a predicted model, not a curated record